AUGGGGAUCCACGGCCUGGCCAAGCUGAUCGCCGACGUGGCCCCCGGCGCCAUCCGGGAGAACGACAUCAAGGCCUACUUCGGCCGCAAGGUCGCCGUCGACGCCUCCAUGAGCAUCUACCAGUUCCUGAUCGCCGUGCGGCAGGGGGCCGAGGCGCUGCAGAACGAGGAGGGGGAGACCACCAGCCACCUGGUGGGCAUGUUCUACAGGACCAUCCGCAUGGUGGAGAGCGGCAUCAAGCCCGUCUACGUCUUCGACGGCAAACCCCCGCAGCUCAAGUCCGGGGAGCUGGCCAAGAGGACGGAGCGGCGGGCCGAGGCCGAGAAGCACCUGCAGGAAGCCCAGGAGGCCGGGGAGGAGGAAGGCAUCGAGAAGUACAGCAAGAGGCUGGUCAAGGUGACCAAGCAGCACACCGACGAGUGCAAGAAGCUGCUGAGCCUGAUGGGCAUCCCCUACGUGGAGGCGCCGGGGGAGGCCGAGGCCAGCUGCGCCGCCCUGGUGAAGGCCGGGAAGGUCUACGCCGCCGCCACGGAGGACAUGGAUUGCCUGACCUUCGGCAGCCCCGUCCUGAUGAGGCACCUGACGGCCAGCGAGACCAAGAAGCUGCCCAUCCAGGAGUUCCACCUCAACCGCGUCCUGCAGGACCUGGGCCUGACCUGGGAGCAGUUUGUGGACCUCUGCAUCCUGCUGGGCUGCGACUACUGCGAGAGCAUCCGCGGCAUCGGGCCCAAGCGCGCCGUGGAGCUCAUCAGGGAGCACAAGACCAUCGAGAGGAUCGUCCAGCAGAUAGACACCAAGAAGUACCCCCUGCCUGAGAACUGGCUGCACAGGGAGGCCCAGAAGCUCUUUCUGGAGCCCGACGUGGUCGACCCCGAGGCCGUGGAGCUGAAGUGGGGCGAGCCCGACGAGGAGCAGCUCGUCCGGUUCAUGUGCGGGGAGAAGCAGUUCAGCGAGGAGCGGGUCCGCAACGGGGCCAAGAGGCUGCUCAAGAGCAGGCAGGGCAGCACUCAGGGCAGGCUGGAUGACUUCUUCAAGGUGACAGGCUCCAUCACCUCAGCCAAGCGCAAGGAGCCGGAGACCAAGGGCUCGGCAAAGAAGAAAGCCAAGACCAGCAGCGCCGCGGCCGCCAAGGCCAAGAAGGGGAAGUAGACUGAG
Dryobates pubescens (Downy woodpecker) is the source of this 1155-nucleotide messenger RNA. RefSeq names its product flap structure-specific endonuclease 1 (gene FEN1). The transcript has a single exon. Bases 1 to 1149 code for a protein of 382 amino acids. NCBI's taxonomy places the organism in Eukaryota, Metazoa, Chordata, Aves, Piciformes, Picidae. Gene Ontology annotation, cellular component: nucleus. The record is from RefSeq and is a predicted model, not a curated record. Gene Ontology annotation, molecular function: manganese ion binding; magnesium ion binding; 5'-3' exonuclease activity.